This is a messenger RNA of Symbiodinium sp. CCMP2456, 945 nucleotides long. The record is from the annotation of a GenBank genome assembly. Lineage: Eukaryota; Dinophyceae; Suessiales; Symbiodiniaceae.
AUGCCGCGCGGCCUUGCUUUGGACCUCCGAGAGCGGCGAAUGUACUGGACCGAGGGUGGCACGCAGAAGCUGCGGAGCGCCACUCUCGAUGGCCAGGACAUUCGAGACGUGGUAGUGAAGAGUGAGGUGCAAGAGGCACCCCGCGAUGUGGCCGUGGAUGCCGAACAGCGGAAGGUCUACUGGACAGCCCUUUGCUGUGGGCUCCGUCGUGCAGACCUCAAUGGUGAGAACGAGGAGGUAGUUGCCAGUGCAGAGUUCGCCAGCGGUGUCACCGUGAACAAGGACGUCCUGUACUGGGCCGACUGGAUGCGCAGCACGAGACAGGAGCCCAUUGUGACAGGGCUGGCCUCGCCAGUCGAUGUAGCUCUCGAUGCUGGCAGCGGCAUGAUCUACUGGUCGGACGUGGGCCACGCCCGGACACAGAGGGCGCUUCUGGAUGGGCGCGGCAUCCAGGCGCUGAACAUGAGCUGGGCCAUCAUGAACACUUAUGGCAUGGCCAUCGAUGCCUCUGACAGGAAACUUUACAUGACCGACUUCGAGAAGACUGGCGACUUUACAGGGAGUGCCUCUGACUAUGCAGGCCGCAUCAUCCGCACCAACUUGGACGGGAGUGAUGCCGAGGUAUUGGUCAGUGAACCGGGCAUGAGCAUGCCCUACGGCGUGGCCGUGGACCCGGAAUAUGCCCAGGUCUACUGGACCGACCGAAAGGCUGGCCGAAUACAGCGGCUGACGCUGAAAUGCCCAGCAGGCGUCCUGGAGGUGGCAAGCCGCAUGAACAGCAGUAACAUCAAGGUGGCACACGGCACAGCGGACCAUGGCAGUUCCAUCCAGGGACCGGACCGGAACCGGGACCUUGUCCGAGCUAUUGAGAACUGGACGAACGAUCGCGGGCACGAUCCUUUUCAGACCGCGAGCAUUUCGACGCAAGGAGGGAAAGGAAUCUGA